AUGGUAUAUGUUCUAAGAUCCAGGCUAUUUUACGUGGCCUCCAAAAGUGCCUCCAACAAGUUAUCUUUGCUUCAUUUGAGCCAACGAUCUGUUCGUACAUUAACUACAACAGCUAAUAAAAGUAGAGAUAGUUUGAAAUCUGGAGGAAGACUUCUAAGAAAGCGGAAUGUUGCUCUUGUGUCUGGUGUUAUUAUAGUUGGAUCCUACAUUUCGUUUAAUCAAUCAAGCUACUAUAAUUUGGAUACUUUGCCAUCCAAAGCUGAUGCAAGUGGAAUUGCGGGGAGCCAGAGAUCGCUUAGUACUAGCUCAAUGAUUGGUGAUGAUAAGAGGUAUUUUUCCACUUCAACCUCAUCGAUGUUCCAACAGAAUAGUAUAAGUCAUCAACAACAUAAGGAAGGAGUCUUUUUGUUGAAUGAUGAACAAGUCAGUCGUAAAUUGAGAGAAUUCGAAGAGAGUUUUUUCGUUAAUCGAGGAAGAGGAGUUACUAGAUAUGAUAUUUGUCAAUUAGCUUCGAAUUCGCCAAUAGAAGAUGAUAGAGCAGAAGAAAUUGUUCAAGUGCCUUUAUUACAGGAUAAUAAUAUUAAAACCAACACAGAUUGGAUGUUUUUUGGAAUCUUUGAUGGUCAUGGAGGUUGGACAACUAGUGGUAAGUUAAGAGAUCAAUUAAUCAGUUAUGUUAUUCAUGAACUUGGAAGCGUGUUUAAGCCUGCUGGAGAAGAAAACUUUAGAUAUAUUCCAACUAGUGCAACCAUUGACCAAGCUAUAAAGAACGGAUUUUUGAAAUUAGAUCAUGAGAUUGUUAACAAAAACAUUGAAAAGUUAUUAACGAACAACAACAAAGCUAAAGCAGCAGAGCUUUUAAUGCCCGCAUUAUCAGGCUCUUGUGCAUUGCUUUCAUUUUAUGACACCAACUCCAAACUCCUUAAGGUUGCUGUUACUGGUGACUCUCGGGCCAUUUUGGGAUCUUUCAAAGACAAUAAAUGGACAGUUAGACAAUUGAGUAUUGACCAAACUGCAGCCAAUCCCACAGAAGUGGCAAAAAUUAUUAGUGAACACCCUGAUGAACCAAAUGUAAUAAAAAAUGGCAGAGUUUUGGGAACUUUGGAGCCUAGUAGAGCAUUUGGUGAUUGUCGGUAUAAACUUCCUGCCUCAAUUCAAGAUAGAAUCUAUAAGCAAUUCUUUGGAAGAAAGCUUCCAAACAAUUUGAAAUCGCCACCAUAUGUCACAGCCGAGCCAGUUAUUACUACAACAAAGAUAGAUCCUGAAAAUAAUGAAUUCUUAGUUAUGGCAUCUGAUGGAUUAUAUGAAAUGUUAUCCAAUGAAGAAAUUGUUGGGCUUGUUGUUAAAUGGAUGGAGAAGGAAAAAAUGUUGAAACCCCAGACAUCAUUUUGGAAUUUUGGCUUCACUCAAGCAGAUAACAAAUUGCCUGAUGUUGCAGAUGUAACUGCAGAUAAAGCAUCUAAAAAACCUAUCCGGAAGCAGAAGCAAACAGGAACAAAUUUAGGAUAUUUAUUGGAAGAUAAGAAUGUGGCUACUCAUUUAAUUAGAAAUGCCAUUUCUAAUGGAGGGUCUAAAGAGCAGACCUCUAUGCUAAUAUCAAUUCCAAGUCCUACAUCUAGAAGGUAUAGAGAUGAUUUGACAGUUACAGUUGUAUUUUUCGGUUCAGAUCAUAAAGUUGAGCAUAAAACAGGAAAGUUGGAAAUUAAUGGCGAUGCUACAACUGGGGGGAUCGAGGGUUCUAAACCAAAAUUAUAA
Messenger RNA from Lizanozyma spartinae, 1755 nucleotides. It is a transcript of the gene PTC5, whose product is annotated as type 2C protein phosphatase. Gene Ontology annotation, biological process: protein dephosphorylation. Lineage: Eukaryota; Fungi; Ascomycota; Pichiomycetes; Serinales; Debaryomycetaceae. The coding region runs from base 1 to 1755 and encodes 584 amino acids. Gene Ontology annotation, molecular function: protein serine/threonine phosphatase activity; cation binding. The record is from RefSeq and is a predicted model, not a curated record. The transcript has a single exon.